CCUCACCCUAGGGGGUGCCAUCCUGUUGCUGAAUUUCCUGCGCUCACACUGCUUCACACAAGCCAUGCUGAGCCAGCCCCAGAUGGAGAUCCUGGAUGACUCCCUGGCCUACAGUGCGGGGCUGGCACUUCUGGGCGUGAGUAGCGUGUUUGUCCUUUGCAGCUUCUUAGCACUGGGCUUCACUGGGACCUUCCUAGGUGAUUACUUUGGGAUCUUCAAGGAGGCCAGAGUGACCAUGUUCCCAUUCAACUUCCUGGAUAACCCUAUGUACUGGGGCAGCACAGCCGACUACCUGGGCUGGGCUAUCAUGAACGCCAGCCCCACUGGCCUGCUGCUGACUGCUGUGGUGGCUCUCAUCUACAUGCUGGCACUCCAGUUUGAAGAGCCCUUCACUGCUGAGAUCUACCGGCAGAAAGCCUUGCAGGCCCACAAGAGGAGCUGACAGCCUGAGCCCUGUAGAGGACCGAACUUGGCCUCUGAGCACCCGUGAUGGGACCACACCUGCUCUGCUUGGUGCUUACUGCUGAGGGCUGCCCCAGUGCCUUGGAAGUCACUGCCUUGGGGGUCCCUGGACAUGCUGCUAUGUGGCUUUGGGGACCCUCCAACCCCAUGUCCUGGUGUACCAAUAAAGAAACCCUGACUCCAAAAAAAAUAAUAAUAAAAUAAAGUGCCUAGGAGAUGGCUCAGCAUUAGAGCACUGGACUUGUAGGCCUGAGGCCCCAGGAUUGAUCCCCAGUACUGCUUAUACAAGAACCAAGAAGUGCUUUGGUAUCUCUCAUGAAUUUAAAUAAAUAAAUCCUUUAAAAAUCAAGAAAAAUUAAAAAUGGGGGG
Erinaceus europaeus (western European hedgehog) is the source of this 831-nucleotide messenger RNA. Its product is annotated as phosphatidylethanolamine N-methyltransferase-like. Lineage: Eukaryota; Metazoa; Chordata; Mammalia; Eulipotyphla; Erinaceidae. Gene Ontology annotation, molecular function: phosphatidylethanolamine N-methyltransferase activity. The transcript has a single exon. The record is from RefSeq and is a predicted model, not a curated record. Gene Ontology annotation, biological process: phosphatidylcholine biosynthetic process. Bases 65 to 442 code for a protein of 125 amino acids.